UAGGGUUCUACUCUUACCCUUCAAGAAACUUCUCAGCUCCUGCUCAAUUAACCAAGUUCGAGCUCAAUCUUCAUUCUUCAAUCUCAAUCUCCAUUUCAAGCUCAUACUCUUGCAAUUCAUCGCCACAAAUCUCUCUUCCGAGUUCCGUUUUGAACUUCAUGGUUGGUUUUACCCUUGGUUCAACCGGAAAUGUUGAAUUUCGCCAUUGUGCUGCUUGUUCUUCUUCUGAUGAUGGGUGGAAGCCGCGGAAUGACGCCUCAUUUCGCCUCUGGUCCGCACAUUGCCGAUGUGAAUAUAUUGCUGCCUCCCAAGAUGACUAAUCCAGUGGAGUAUAGGUUGCAAGGGAGUGAUGGAUGCUUCAAAUGGUCUUGGGAUCAUCAUGAUAUUCUUUAUGUUCUACCGGAAUACAAUGUAAGUAGUCACUGCUCAACAAGUGCUCUGUUGAGAUCUGUUGCUCCUUAUAGUGGUCGCAAGGAGACUGCUGUUUAUGCUGCAGAUGUGCAAACUGGAAUUGUGAUUCGCUGCAAAGUUUUUAUCGACAAAAUUUCUAGAAUCCAGAUAUUUCACAAUUCUAUCAAACUUGACUUGGAUGGGCUUGCYACACUUCGAGUCCGUGCCUUUGACAGUGAAGAAAAUGUGUUUUCAUCAUUAGUGGGCUUACAAUUUUUGUGGCAUCUGAUACCUGAAACUCAUGGAUCCCCCCAUCACCUAGCUCAUCUUCCCUUGAAGGAUUCUCCACUUAGUGACUGUGGUGGGUUAUGUGGAGACUUGAAUAUUCAAAUAAAACUGGAAGAUAGUGGCGUAUUUUCUGAUCUGUUUGUUGUAAGAGGAAUUGAAAUUGGCCAUGAAGUAGUUUCUGUCCAUUUGCUUGAACCACAUUUAAAGCACAUGGCCGAUAAGAUUGUUCUGACUGUGGCAGAGGCAAUGUCACUUGAACCUCCCUCGCCUGUUUUUGUCCUCGUAGGUGCCACUGUUCGUUACAGUCUUAAAGUUAUUCGUGCCAACAUUCCGCAAGUGGUAACUUUACCAUCUUCGCACUACCGAUGGUCUACUUCAAACUCUUCCAUAGCUCACGUCGAUUCUAACCUGGGUUUAACCAGCGCACUAAGAUUUGGUGUUACAGCUGUUAUCGUUGAAGAUACAAGGGUUGUUGGGCACAUUCAAAUGUCAUCAUUAAAUGUUGUCAUGCCAGAAUCUUUACAUUGGUACAUUAGUCCUUUGCCCACUGUCGACGAACCUGUUGAAGAAAUAGAAAGAACUAUAUCUCUUGCCAAUUGGUAUAUUGUUUCUGGUCGUCAAUAUCUCAUUCAAAUGAAGGUUUUCUCACGAGGAACUGAUGCACAAGAAAUAUAUAUUACUGAGAGUGAUGAUGCCCAGUUGCAUGAUAACCAAACCAAGUGCUUGAGAACUUACCUUUUAACCAAUGAUCUAGUACCCAAACACAAAUGGCGAACUUCUAGAAUUUUGCAAGCAAUUUCUAAGGGACAAGAUAAGUUGACUGCUUCACUGGCUUACUAUGGUAGUAAUUACGAAACAAAGGAGGUUCUCAAGAUCAUACAAGAAGUUGUCAUAUGUGAACAAGUACGAUUAAGCUUGGACAACAGAAGUGGCAUAUCUAGAAGCAUCCUCAUACCUUGGACCCCUUCUGUCUAUCAGGAGGUGUUACUUGAAGCUUCUGGUGGUUGUGCUAAGACAUCGAGCGACUACAAAUGGUUUUCUACGGACAGGACUGUUGUCACCGUAUCUGCUUCUGGAGUUGUUCAGGCAAAGAAGACUGGUAAAGCAACUGUCAAAGUGCAAUCUAUUUUUGACUCAUCAAAUUAUGAUGAGGUUGUGAUUGAAGUAGCUCUGCCCGCAUCCAUGAUGAUACUUCCUAGUUUCCCUGUAGAGACUGUUGUGGGAUCAUAUCUUCAAGCGGCUGUCACAAUGCAAUCAUCAAAUGGAGUCUAUUUCUAUUGCUGUGAUGCUUUUAAUUCCCAUGUAAAGUGGAAAGUUGAAAGUGAGUCUUUCAAAAUUCAAAAUAAAACAUGGGAGAUGCCUGUGCUGGAUGUGCUAGAAAAUGUUGAUCUACGUGGUUCCUUCUAUGGUCCCCCUUGUUCAUGGACUUCUGUCUAUGCUUCUGGUUCUGGUCAUACUACUCUGCAAGCAACACUAUAUAAAGAAUAUCAGCAUUUUGAUCUCUCUUUUCAUGGGCCUAUUGUACUAAGAGCGUCUUUACAAAUUGCUGCAUAUCCACCACUCCUUGUUGGGCACAUGGAUGAUGGUAGUCAAUUUGGUGGUUUCUGGGUUGAUUUGACUCAACCAGAAGCUGAUAGUUUGGAAAGUCUGGAUAAGUUGCAUCUUGUUCCUGGAACACGUUCUAAUGUCAUGCUUCGUGGUGGUCCUGAGAAUUGGGGUAAAGGUGUUGAGUUUAUCGAAACUGUUGAAAUUUUGGAUGAAGAACCUGAUUUUGGCAAGGGUGGAGUUUUUGUUCAUCAAGUAUCUGAAAAUUAUGGUUCAUAUCAAAUUAUAUGUCAAAGACUAGGAACCUAUAAACUUCGAUUUAAACGUGGUAAUUUGGUUGGAGAUGGCCAUCCAACACCGGCAAUUGCAGAAGUUCUGGUUUCAGUCAUGUGUAGACUCCCUUCAUCAAUUGUUUUAAUUGCUGAUGAACCUGUGAAUAAAAUUGACAUCAUACGAGCUGCAGUUCAAGCUGAUUGGGGCUCAACGAGAUAUCAUGCUGCUUCUGCCACUGUAGCUAAUGGUCGCACGAUACGGAUAGCUGCAGUUGGCAUUAGUGAUUUAGGAGAACCUUUUGCAAACUCAUCUUCCCUUCACUUGAGGUGGGAACUUAGCAGUUGUGGGAGUUUAGCUUAUUGGGAUGAGCUGUAUGGUUCAAAGAGGUCUAAGUAUGGCUGGGAAAGAUUUUUGAGCUUGCAAAAUGAAUCAGGAGAGUGCAUUGUUCGUGCAACUGUCACUGGCUUUAGUGAUGCUGUGAGGGAGGAUUAUUCAGCCCAGUUGCGUGAUAACUUGGAUAACCUUUUGACAGAUGCAAUACGUUUACAGCUUGUUUCUACACUAAGAGUCCGCCCAGAGUACAAUCUACUGUUUUUCAAUCCGGAUCUCAAGGUCAACGUGUCAAUUAUUGGAGGGAGUUGUUUCUUGGAUGCUGCUGUAAAUGAUUCUCGUAUUGUUGAAGUUAUUCAACCUGCUCCGGGCAUACAAUGCCGAGAGUUAGUGUUGUCACCGAAAGGAAUGGGGACGGCACUUGUGACGGUAUAUGACAUUGGGCUUAGUCCUCCACUGUCAUCUUCAGCCGUGGUUCAUGUUGCCGAUGUAGACUGGAUCAAGAUUAGCUCUGAAGAAGAAAUAAGCCUUCUGGAAGAAGGCUGGGAAGUUGUUGAGUUGGCUGCUGGGAUUAGUGAUGGAAGUACUUUUGACUCCUCCCAGUUUGUGUACAUGCAUAUUCUAGUACAUAUAGAGGAUCGAAUAGUUGAGCUUGUAGACAACGAUGAUUCAAUGAUUACUGAUCAUGGGAUGGUUAAAGCUCCAAGUUUCAAAAUUAAAGCUGUCUCACUUGGAACAACAACUCUUUAUGUGAGUAUUCUACAACAAUCUGGACGUGAAAUAUUAAGUGAACCAAUAAAAAUUGAAGUCUAUGCACCACCAAGAGUUCACCCCAAUGAUAUUUUUCUUCUUCCCGGUGCUUCUUAUAUGCUCACAGUUAAAGGUGGUCCAACAGUUGGGACGUAUGUUGAGUAUGCUAGUUUGGAUAAUUCGAUUGUGAAUGUUCACAAGUCUUCUGGUCAACUUUCAGCAGUUUCAUCUGGAAAAUGUAACAUCAGUGCCACUUUUUAUCGCAAUGGAGGUUCUGUAAUAUGUCAAGUACAUGGAAAUGUAAAAGUAGGAAUUCCGUCCAAUGUGGUGUUGAAUGUACAAAAUGAACAACUAGGUGUUGGGAGCGAGAUGCCUAUUUACCCCUUGUUUCCAGAGGGUGAUGUGUUUUCCUUUUAUCAAUUAUGCAAAGGCUAUAAUUGGACUAUUGAUGAUGAAAAGGUGUUGAGAUAUAGUUUGCCAGAGCGCUUUAAUGGUAGAGGGUACAGGCCUGCUUCAACUGCUUUGGAGGAUGUUCAAUUCGUGAGUUAUAUAAACGAGAGGGAUCUUGGCUUUAUCAAUAUGGUAUAUGGAAGAUCUGCGGGCAUAGCAAAUAUUGCAGUUUCUUUCCUUUGUGAAUUAACUUUGGGUUCCAAUAUCGAAACAAAGUUUUUCAAUGCUUCAGCAUCUUUAUCAGUUAUACCUAAUCUACCCCUUGCUCUCGGAGUUCCAAUCACCUGGAUUCUUCCUCCCUACUACACGACAACCAAAGCUUUACCAUCAUCCAUGGACUCAUAUGGCCACUGGGACAGUCAGAGUCGAAAAAGAACAAUAACAUAUUCCCUUUUAAGAUGUUGUGGUGAAAAGGAUGAAGAUGCGUGGAAGGAUGCCAUCUCUAUUCAUGGGGAUAGAAUAAAAACUUCAGAGAGUAACAAUAUUGCAUGCAUUCAGGCAAAGGAUCGCUCUUCCGGAAGAAUGGAGAUUGCUGCUUGUGUCAGGGUGGCAGAGGUUGCCCAAAUUAGACUGAGAAAGCAGGAAUUUCCUUUCCAUGUGAUCAAUCUUUCUGUUGGCACCGUACUUAGCCUUCCAAUAAGCUACUAUGAUUCUCUAGGCAAUCUCUUUCAUGAGGCUCAUGAUGUUGUUCACUUUGAUGUGGAAACUAACUAUCCACAUAUUGUUUCCAUAAAUUACUCAAGAGAAGGCAAUGGAUAUAUUUAUUUGAAGGCAGAGCAACAUGGUACAGCUCUUGUCCAAGUAUCGAUUGACAAGAAUCCAGAAAAGUCGGACUAUAUAUUGAUUUCAGUUGGUGCGCUAAUAUAUCCUCACGACCCAGUAAUCCAUGUCGGUAGUCAUCUCAACUUCAGUAUUAAAGGUUUCAAUGAUCAAAUUUCUGGCCGGUGGACUACAACCAAUGAAAGUGUUUUAUCUGUGGACAUGCUAGCUGGAAUAGCUGAAGCAGUUGGUCCAGGUUCAACAGAAGUACUAUUUGAAGGUUCAAAUUUGACCUUGCGGACAACUGUGACAGUACAGACUGGGUACACUUUGUCCGUGGUUGCUCCAGUUGAAAUUCUGACAAAUGUUCCUUUCCCAGGAAAAGGAUAUAACUUCUCUGUGAAUUUCAGCAGCAAAUCUGGAACUCUUCUAAAUGAUAAGAGAGUCCUGCACGACUGUAGAGUAGACCCUCUCUUUGUUGGGUAUGCAAAGCCAUGGUUGGAUCUUGACUAUAACAAUUCAUAUUGUCUCUUUUUCCCUUACUCACCGGAGCACUUGGCUCGUUUAGCGCCCAAGUCAAAGGCCAUGAGACCAGAUAUAACUGUUUCUAUCUAUGCUUCAUCUCGAGAAGCUAGACAAAUUUCUGGAUCUGCUUCUGCACUUUUUAUAGGGGGCUUUUCAGUCAUGGAGAUGGGCAAGAGUGCAACGCAGUUGAAUCUGACUCCAGACUCAAACAAGACUGUUAUAACCAUCUUGGGAAAUACAGACGUCGAUCUUCACUGGCAUGAACAGGAUUUGGUCGUUGCUGGUCCCAUUUCUAAAGAAGAAUCUGGCAUUGGUGGGCGGACAGAGUAUGAAGUAAAAGCAAUGGGAACGAAGAGAUUCAAAGAUAAAAUUCUUAUCACAUUAGCCGCUAACGGCCAGAGAACAGAAAUUGAUGUCUGCUAUGAACCCGGAGAAGGAGACGCAUCAGGACCCACCUCCAACGUUACCAUUUGGGCUAUAGUACUUGGCGCUCUGUCCUUGCUGAUGUUAACUAUUACUUUGUUCAUGUGUUUCAUGGACAACCCUAACAGAACUCAGUCCUUUCAGCCUGCCAUUACUCGUACUCCAACUGUUACAGCACCCGUCACGCCUGAUCGCAGCAGCCCCGGUAUCUCAAACGAACAAUCUCCUCGAAUGCCACAACCAUUUGUAGACUACGUGAGGCAAACAAUUGAUGAGACUCCAUAUUACAAGCGUGAGGGAAGGCGAAGAUUCAAUGUGAAAAUAUUUGUUGGAGGGUUACCGCGGGAGACUACUUCUGCGCAAUUUGUUAAACAUUUUGGUGAAUAUGGAGCAAUUACGGACUCUGUUAUAAUGAAGGACCGGAAGACUGGACAUCCCCGCGGUUUCGGGUUUGUGACUUAUGCUGAUCACUCUGUGGUAGAUAAAGUCAUUGAGGAGACACAUGUUAUUAAUGGGAAACAAGUGGAAAUCAAACGAACAAUACCCAAAGGGUCUUCCAGCUCUAGAGACUUCAAGACCAAGAAGAUUUUUGUUGGUGGAAUUCCUACAUCUGUAGAUGAGGAUGAGUUCAGGGAUUUCUUUUCGCAAUAUGGUGAGGUUAAGGAACACCAGAUUAUGCGCGACCACUCCACUAGUCGGUCUCGUGGGUUUGGUUUUAUUACAUUUGAGACAGAGCAAGCAGUUGACGAUCUCUUGGCAAAUGGUAACAGACUUGACAUGGCAGGCAGUCAGGUGGAGAUCAAGAAGGCAGAGCCAAAAAAGGCAAAUCCACCUCCAGCCCCUUCAAAGAGAUACCAUGAUUCAAGGCCAAGUUACAGUGGUAGCUUUGGGGGUGAUGCAUAUGCGGAGUUUGGAGGUGGCGGGUAUGGUGGUGCUUUUAGGGCAGGUGGUCCAUAUGGUGCUAGAGCUGGCUAUGGUGGAUAUGGUGGAAACGAUUUUAGUGGUUAUGGGAUGUAUGGUACUGGUGGCAUUGGAGCUUACAGGGAAGAUCCCUCUAUGGGGUAUUCUGCACGUUAUGGAGCAGGCUUCAGCAGAGGUUAUGAUUUUAGAGGUGGUUAUGGUGGUCCCGAUGAGAGCUAUGGUGCUUAUAACAGUGGUGGUGCUCCUAAUACCGGUGGGUAUGCAGGCAGCUAUGAUAUGGGCAUUGGCACUGGAUACCCUUCUGGUGGUAGAGGCUCCUUCUAUGGAAGUAGAGGAGGAGGAGGAUAUGAUGGUGCAGGGAGUGCUCCAAGUGGUCGAUAUCAUCCUUAUGGACGAUAGUAAGUAGCUGUGGGGAGCUCUUGUGUUAAUUGAUAUGCUACAAGGACGCCAAAUGCUCAUCAGUUCCCAGUUUUCAAUAGAAUUAUAGAAAUGUGUGUGCCUCGUCACAAGAUUCCUGCCAUGUUCACCAGGAUCACAAUUUUCAGAGAUCUAGAAUUUGACUGUACAAUCGAUUGACUAACUUGCUGGAGAUUGUGCUAAGAUUAUGUAUUACUUUAUAUAUGCCAUUAAUUUCUCCAUUUUGCUAUCAACAUUUAUGUUGUUUUGUUGA
This is a messenger RNA of Momordica charantia (bitter melon), 7324 nucleotides long. Its product is annotated as embryo defective 3012. The record is from RefSeq and is a predicted model, not a curated record. Lineage: Eukaryota; Viridiplantae; Streptophyta; Magnoliopsida; Cucurbitales; Cucurbitaceae.